Messenger RNA from Larimichthys crocea (large yellow croaker), 2129 nucleotides. RefSeq lists its product as uncharacterized. Gene Ontology annotation, molecular function: metalloendopeptidase activity; zinc ion binding. Lineage: Eukaryota; Metazoa; Chordata; Actinopteri; Sciaenidae. The transcript has 10 exons. The coding region runs from base 50 to 1714 and encodes 554 amino acids. The record is from RefSeq and is a predicted model, not a curated record. Gene Ontology annotation, biological process: proteolysis.
GCCAGUGAAGCCAUCUCCUCACAGGUCAGACACAAACUCUUCAGACACCAUGUGGACCUUCAUUGCAGCUUUCGUCCUUCUGACAGCUGGACACAGAGCAGAGGAAUAUGUCAAUACUUUGCAAGACACUUUGAGUGCUCUUUGUCCAGACAACCACACCAUGUCUCAGAUCUCAUGCUCCCACAGUCCCACUUACAACGAUCGCCAAUGGAAGAUUGAAUGCAAGGCUUUCGAGACAACCGAAGAUUGCUCCUGGACGGGUUUCCACAACUUAUAUGAGACAGAACUCAACUUCAACUGCCCGGCCAAUCAUGUGAUUACUGGUAUCUUCAGUGACUUCAGCAUCCAACAUGGAGGCAGAAAAUGGAAUUUCAGAUGCUGCUCUGCUCCAAAUUUUACCACAUUUGAAUGCCGGGACACCCCAAUGGUGAACUACUGGGAUGAAGACUUUAUCUGGCACAUCCCUGGAGACAACUUCCUAACAGGCGUCCAUACCCACCACAAGAACAACAAUGGAGAUCAUCGCUGGAGUUUCAGUUACUGCAGAGGAACAACAGAAGACUUUCAGACAGUCAAUUCACAAAUCCUUGCUGCAAACAAACCAAUAGAAAGCAAGUUAACUGAGGGAGAUGUUGCCGUCUCAAAGACAAGGAAUGCAAGAAUUUGUGAUAACUGCAAAUGGCCAAAGUCAAGUCAGAUAGUCCAAGUGCCAUAUGCCAUAAGUGAGUCCUUCUCCAGCUCCGACAGGAGCAAGAUUGACGCAGCUAUCAGUGUCUUCCACCUGAGCACCUGCAUCCGGUUUGUUCCACAUACAGGUCAGACCAACUACAUCAGCAUCGUGAAAGGUGAAGGAUGUUGGUCGAAUGUUGGACAAAUCGGAGGGUCUCAACAGUUAUCACUAGGUAAAGGAUGCAUUUAUAACGGCAUCAUUCAGCAUGAACUCAUUCACUCACUCGGCUUCUGGCAUGAGCAAAGUAGAACUGACAGGGACAUUUACGUCAAGAUUAACUAUGAAAAUAUCCUGGAUGUACACGUAAAUAACUUCUACCCACAUGAGACAAACAACCUCAACGUACCAUAUGACUACAGCUCUGUGAUGCAUUAUGGUCCAAAGGACUUCUCCAAGAAUGGACAGGAUACCAUCACUGCCCUCGAUGCAUCAGCAGUGAUCGGCCAGAGGGCAGGCAUGUCCGACACUGACAUCCUGAUGCUCAACAGGCUUUAUGGCUGCAAGGAUUACCUUCAUAAAAACGGCAACUGGGACAAUGAGUUUAAUGGCACUUUGAGUCGCCAGUGUCCUUCUGGCCAGGCUGUUUCCAGCAUCACAAGUGAGUACAAUGGUGAGACAAAGGAUCGACUCUGGAGAGUUUCAUGCAAGGCUUUCACUAAAACCAAGAUGUGCCGCUGGUCAGAUUAUGUGAAUGGCUUUUCACAAGCCAUCAACUUCUCAUGUGGAGAAAACAAAGUGAUUGCAGGGGCCCACAGCGAACACAGCAGCAUCCAGGAGGACAGGAGAUGGAAGUUUUACUGCUGUGGUGCCACUAACUUCAUCACAUUCAACUGCAAAACAACUCCAGUGAUCAACUUCUGGCAGGAAUACUUCAGCUGGCCAGUCCCCAGCAGCAACUUCCUAACAGGAGUGAAGAGCUCCUUUGACAGCAACAGUCACGACCGUCGAUGGAGUUUCUCAUACUGCCAGGGGAAAACUCAGUGAAGCUUCCAUGAAUGAGAAGGUUUCUGAAAAGCUUUUCUGAUGAGUCCCAAUAAUGCACCAAACUGACUGCUGCAGAAUCUGGUCUGCAAACAAAACCCUCAAUUUGUUCAUUGUGUGUUGAUGCAAAGGCUCAAUGACUUCCUGAAAGUCGUCCCCUGUUGUCACAGUGUCUAAGAUUGAUGGACUCUGUAUGUUCAGCAGCUUGCAGGGUAGAUGUGUCACUGUUUGUGUUUUAUGUUUGUCAUGUUCAGUAUUUGCAUAAUUAUGUUGUGUAAUGAAUUGUUGAUCUGGAUCAGAUCAUUGGGUCGUCCUGAUGAAACAUGGUUUUGUGAUGAAAGAUUUUAUACGUGAUCCUGACUUGACUUGAAAAACUUGAAAACGAAAUGUGUAUAUGUAUGUAUGUAAAUGCUUUUUG